Molecule: messenger RNA, 4962 nt
Organism: Wallemia mellicola CBS 633.66
Lineage: Eukaryota; Fungi; Basidiomycota; Wallemiomycetes; Wallemiales; Wallemiaceae
Exons: 11
Coding region: 1-4962 (1653 amino acids)
Biological process (GO): reticulophagy; piecemeal microautophagy of the nucleus; autophagy of mitochondrion
Cellular component (GO): extrinsic component of membrane; phagophore assembly site
Molecular function (GO): phosphatidylinositol-3-phosphate binding
Source: RefSeq, a predicted model, not a curated record
AUGCCAAUAUGUCACCCAUGCUAUCUCAUCGAUUCCUGUCAAUCACUCCUUACACAACGACGAUCAAUGCUGUGGGAAUGGUUCAAACUACCGAAUAUACCACAGAUUUCUCAGUUACCGAAGGAGAUCUCUAAAUCUCUUCUUGAUUAUCUACUCAGAUGGACAGUUGGGAAGUACAUCGACAUCGACAACGCACUUGCAGAGGAUGGGAUAGAUAUAUACAAUCGUAGGCUCAACACCACCUCCAUCAACAGUCACUUGACAUCUUUCCCAAUAGAAACUAAUUCAGCAAGUUUAGGAAGACUAUCAAUACAAGUACCUUGGUCAAAUCUAUUCAAUGAUCCUAUAAACGUCGUCAUCGAGGACCUCCAUAUCACCUUUCAGCCUUCAACUCGAUCAGAUACGACGGAUGAACCCGGUAUCACAGUUGAUGAUCUCACUGAGCAGUAUAUCGAGAACCAGGAUAUCGUCAUCCCUGGCUCAUUUGAUGCACCUCCAGCUGCUGUCAUUGAUGCAGAGUCACCUAGUAACCAACGGACGCUUUUGAAAUCAUUAAUCAAUGCAAUAUUAGCAAAGUUAAGGGUUAACCUCAAAUACACCUCUAUUAAAUUCACAGAGGGAGUUUCAGAUAACGGUUUCGAUUUGAGGAUUGGUUCCCUUGAUUACGGCGAUGUUGAUUUAGACACACAGGAGAGGAAACUCAAAAUAGACGAUAUUGAAAUUCAUUCGUGUGGGGCACCGCCUGAUCAGUCUUCACAAUCACAAAUGUUUAUGAGUGCUCAAGAAAGCUUGACUUUACAGACACAGCAGAGUCAAUGCAUACUCAAAUUAAUAGAUGGCAUUACUAUGAAAUUAUGCAAUAAUUCAUUACCAACAAUUGAAGCAGACUUUGGUAGAACGCUCGCGGUACUUUAUCCAUCAACUAUAUCGCUAAUUUUAACUCUAAUCGAAGCUUUCCCACCAAAAACAGAAUCUUCAAGUAAUGGUGCAGAUUCCGUAGAUAGCAAUGAUAUGUUUAAUUUGAAAGCAUCACUGAAGGAAUUGCGCGUUUUAUUAUUGCUAGAUGAAGUGAAUCAAGUGAUCAAUGAGAGUGAUUUAUGGAAUGGUGGAGAUGAAGCGCAAAUUCCUGGUUACUUUCUGGAUCUGAAUGCUACCAAUGUUAAUAUCAAGUGUACGCCUGAAUGUAGCCUUUCCGUUGGAGAUGCAAGUAUUUUAGCUAAUGACUCGGUAUCCACAUCUCCUAUUUUAGUUUUUGAUGAGGCGAUUGCCCAAGUAAUCAAUGAGGAGUUUCCAAGGAUGUCAGAUUGGCUAGCUGAAGAUGAUGGUGUCAAUAUGUUUGACCACAAAUCGUGGAAGUUAUUGGACAGACAGACUAGCCAAUCUGAACCACCAGCUGUCACUAUGACGAGAAAUGAUGUAAAGCUCUCUCCAGUGCAUUUCUUCGUUGAUCUGGGCAUUAUAGAACGAUUCUUUGGGAGCGACCUGUUCAAAGCACUAGAUUUCACGACGAAAGAUCAUAGGCAUGAUAGUGUAGUUAACUCUCUACUGACGGAAGCAGAGAAACAGAAUGAUCCUAGUCUGUCUGAGGUUCUUACACCUUUACAGAAGGUUCCAUUCUUGCUUACAGUCAGUGCACUAAGGAUAUCUGUUCGUUGUCCGCCACCGCUUGGUCAACAGUCAUUGCGAUCUGGUAUAUUAGCAAUUGAUGCGCGCUGUUUGAAGCUCACGCCGAACAGCACGAGUACUGAUGUAUCGGUAGAAUGGUCGAAUGUCAAUUGGUUAGAUGCGAGACACAUCAGGGAAAAAAUGCAAUCAAUAGCAAGAAUACGUGAAUCACGUUUCAUUAUAGAAAAACGUAAACGACAAUCACCAAAAUUGACAUUUAAUGUACCGUUUAUCGAGCUAAAAUUCAGGAAGAGGGAGGUUAUUGGAUUGCAAUACUUGGCGGACGAUUUCGCUCAAUUCAGUGAAAGAUUGAAAUUAUCUGCAAGUGGUACAAGUAAGAAAGAAGACGUGAUGCAAUCUGUUGUCGAACUAGUGAAAAGCCGGCUUAUCGUAGCGGAUGAAACAUCUACGUCAGCGUAUGUUGAUGAUUCAAUGGAUGAUUUCUUUAGCGCCGAAGCGAGUACCCACAAAGAUGCUGCAUCGUCUCUUGUUGAUGACACAGAUAUUGAUAUAAAUCUAGAAGCUGGUACAUACACCAUUGAUGUACCAACUGUGAACCUCAACACUGGAGAAGAAACAGGAGAUUACGCUACGAUAGUUGCUGAUGCAAGAGCUGUUACCUUAUCAGCAAAAUUUGGAAACAAAAGUACGAAGAAUAAGAUGACGUUGAGAGUAAUUGCAGCUAUGCUUACUGUAGGAGAGCCUAAUUCUGAUAAAAUUAUCGAAUCUAUGAAUUUCAAUGAUAGGCCAGCUCUAGAUCUUAGGUUUGCUACGUACUUAUCGGAGAAAUAUGUGAAGUCAUCCACAGCUGAUGUGGUUCUUUCAUCUAUCGUCUUGAACAGCAAUAUGCAAAUGAAUUCAAUCACUAGUUUGGCCAAAAUGCUGGAAACACCACCAGGCGUCUUCGAGAACGCGAUACCAUCUGAUGUUACCACUCUGACCGUAAAAUUGAAAGAUGUUUCCUUUAGGAUCUGUCCUGACGUUUCGAAACGGCGACUUGUAGUGAAUUUUGGAAACACACAUUCUCAGUUAACAUUAAGACCUAAUUCCCAAGCCAAUACUGUCAAGAUCGUAUCUGGAAACACUUCUGUCCAUCUAAUCGAUGAUGUGACACAGAUGUUAGAUGAUAAGCGUGAUGAGGAAGGUAGUGAUGUUUUGGUAGACUGCUUAAGGAAUUAUUGGAAGACAAAAGGAUACGUACAUAUUGCAGAACUGGUAAAGCUCACAGCUAAAACCAAGCUUACAAAGUCACAAGAGGAGCCUAAAAUAACAGCAGAUAUCUUUUAUGCUGACACGAGGGUGGGACUCUGUGCAGAUUCUUUAUCAACUCUCAUUAAACUGCUUUCCGAUGUCUCACCAAAAUCUUCGGGGACAUCGAAUGAUUCUUCGAUUCAAUCCAAUGAUGAUAAAGAUCCAUACACCAACCUACUAGCAAGCUUGGAUGAAAGUGCAUUCAAACAGCUUCCAGAUGCAAUUGUUGCGGCAGAUUUAGUAGAUGAUGAUAUACCCUCAAACCAAGAAUAUAUUUACGAAACAACUACGCAACAACAAGAGCGAUAUCUCAAAGAGCAGACUGUAGACUUUGACGCAUUUGAGGAAGGACUCACGCCAUCAAGUUCUGAUGAUUUAAGAGAUAACGUCGAUGAUUACAUUAUACCAGCUACAUCGCAGCCUAAUGAGAUAGUAAGACAAUUGAUACCCGAUGCAGUAAUGCAAUCAAACUUUAUUGAAGCGUUGAGGAACAAGUUGGAUGGUUCGGUUAAAGUAGCAAUCAAGCCAUACAUGGAAGUGCAGUUACAUUCCGCUGAUACAUCCCUACAGCUAUUCGAAGGAUGCGACUGGCCAGCAACUCGACAUAGGAUAGAAGAGGAGCACAAUAGAAUACGUAAGAAGCUAGUAAAGUUUAGACAACUACUGGCAUCUGGUCAGCAAGCAGAUGGUACCGAAGAGGAGCUUUCUUUUGAUGUCUACGGUGCUUAUAAUGUUGGAAUCAGUCAGCAUGUGAACGGCAACGAAGAAAUACUCAAAGCAAUUGAUGAAGAACUAGGCGAUGAAAGCGAAUGGCAAACGCUAGUUACCCCUACACAUUCACGCAGACCAUCAGAGAAUACUAGCACACGUCAGGCUGAUUUCAGAAAAUCACUUUACAGAUCUAAAGGACCUUUUGUGGAGAUCACAGCAUGUGGUGUUAAGUCUACUAUGCAGAAAUUCGAAAAAGAAGAGAAGUCAUCUGAUAUUAAAUUGUCGAUCAAAGAUGUCGAGAUCCUUGAUCGAAAACAGAAAUCGAACUGGCGGAAGUUUAUGACUUCACUUGAUAAGGAUCUGCGAGGAAAUGUACGUGAAUCUGAAUCCAACAUGGUGGAAAUAAGCUUGGACACCCUUCUCACUGAGGGUGGUGAAGAGGAAGUUGCCUUACAUAGUCAUGUCCUUCCAUUGAAACUAAACAUGGACCAAGAUGCUUUAGAUUUCCUCAAGAGAUUCUUUGCAUUCAAGGAUGACACUGAUGCUAAUGGUGACGUUGAAAAAGGACCAUAUAUACGUCAAGCUAUUGUCGAUCCAGUCGAGAUUAAGAUGGACUAUAACCCAAAGCAUGUCAAUUAUGCUGCUUUGAGGGAAGGAAAGACCAUAGAAUUGAUGAAUUUUUUCCAUUUCGACGGAUCUGAGAUAAUUUUACGCAAGAUGAUGAUCACUGGGAUAACGGGAUGGUCGAAACUGUUUGAGAUACUGCAGGACACGUGGACGCCCGAUGUCAAAGCUAACCAGUUGUCUGACGUCGUCUCAGGUGUUGCACCAAUCAGGUCCUUAGUUAAUGUUGGAAGUGGGUUCGCAGACCUUGUUCUUCUUCCAAUAGAGCAAUAUAAACAUGAUAAGCGAAUAAUUAGGGGUUUGCAGAAAGGUGGAUCAGCUUUCGCAAGGAACGCUGGUAUGGAAGCUUUGCGAAUGGGAGCAAGGCUUACCAACGGUACACAAGUCGUGCUGGAGCAUGCAGAGAGUAUUUUAGCCGGUAAAUCGUCGGAGGAUAAGUUAACGAUGGAAACAGUAGAUGAAGUUAGCGAACCUAUGACAUUGCGGCAAGGAAUGGAGAGUGCAUAUAAAUCGUUAAACAAUAAUUUAAAUGAAGCCGCGCAAACUAUAUUAGCAGUUCCGAUGGAGGUAUUUGAAAAAGGAGAGAAAAAUAAGCCAAUUAUAAAGGCAGUUCCAAUUGCCAUACUCAAGCCUUUGAUUGGAUUGACGACAGCUGCUUCAAAGAUCCAACAAGGAUUCUUGAAUAAGUAUGAUAAGAAUGAUUGUAAUUAA